AUGCACCUCACAAGCUGCUUCCUUCUCCUUGCAUUGUGGCGGCCCCGCACCCUGGCCUUCUCAACUACGGACCUAAUCUGGUCCAACGUUCAGCAAUCUCUAGGACCUCAAAGCGAUGUAUUGAAGAGUGAUGAGACUAUCAUCCUGGGAGCAGGUGUCAUUGGCCUCGCGACGGCCUACCAGCUCGCACUCGCUCACCGAGAGGCUGCCAAUGCGACAUCCAGGCCACCUGGAAAGAUCAUCGUCGUCGAACGAGCUGCGCACAUCAGUCCUGCUGCCUCCGGUCAAGCGACAGGCGGACUUGGAGACUUUGGCUUCGCGAGCGGUGUCGCUGAUUUGGGCGCUCUGUCCUACAGGCUGUUCCAGGAACUUGCUCUCGCGAAUGUAAUGGAGGAGUUUGGCUUUAGCGAGUCUACGAUCUAUCGCAUCAUUCCAGACGACUUCACGGGUACACCUCAGCCGUCUGACACUUGGGGUCCAAGUCCUCCUGUUGAACAGCCUUUGUCUGCGCUCCCUGACUGGAUCAGACCCAAGAGCGACUGGUCAGUGCAGCGCAUGGCUGGUCCCCCUCACGCAUCGCAUCUUGAUCCAGCUCAAUUUUGCCAGUUUCUCUACAAAGAGUGCAAGAAACUGGGCGUCGAGUUCAUCUUCAACGCGAACGCAACAUCAGUUCAAACCGCACAAGGAGCGAAACAUUUCACAAGCAUCCAGAUCAAGCAACAAGAUAGCGAUCCUCUCAACAUCCCCUGCAAAAGCCUAGUCAUAGCAGCAGGACCCUGGUCCCCACACGUCUUCUCAACACUCUUCCCCAACGCAUCCCUCCAACUCCCAAUCAACUCCACGUCCUCAGCCGGAAACCACUUCCGCGUCCGCACACCCAAUUGGAAGCCAGUGGACGACCAAAAAGGAAGUCAGCAAGUCUUCUUCCAGAGCGAAGUUCCAGGCAAACAGGGUCUGGACAUCACCAGUUUCCCGGGAGGUGAGUUGUACGUAGGUGGGUGGGGAGCGGCACCGGAAGAACUUCCUGAACUUGCGGAGGAUGUGCACGCGCAGCUGGGUGAGAUUGAGAGGAUGAAGGCGGUUGUGAAGGGGUAUUUGAGGGUGCCGGAGGAUGAGGAGUUGGGUGUGUUUAAGGUGGGGAGGUGCUAUAGGCCGCUUGCGGAGUUCGGACAUCCUAUUAUAGCGAAGGUGGACUGGGAGUUGCUCGGCAUGGACGAAACCUCCGUUGAGGCGCUUGGUUCAUCAGAGCAGGAAGACGCCACCGACGUCCUGGAUAUCCUCGAGAAAAUGCCGGAGCAAGAUCAACUUCGCAUCCUGGAGUUACUCCCAAAAGAGAAUGCCGUCGCCGCUCUACAAGCCCUCCUCCGUGAGCGAAACAAGUUAAGAGAACCAGAGCAGAAUCAAGGCCAAGAGCACCCGCCACAGAGCAGGUUGAGAGAACCGGAGCGGAACCAGGUCCAAGAGCAAAACCCACAGCCAGUAGCCGAGCCAGAAGGCGAUGUCACCGCUGGUGCGGAAAUACAGCUAGUGGACUUAGACACCUACAUUCGUUUUCGAAACGAGGACGGUGGCGCUGUUCCCCGAGACGUUCAUGAUCUUCCGCAACCUGUCCAAACAGCCCUCGAAGACCGCUUCAAGGCUAUGUGGGACUGCAAAGAGGGAAGGGUCAAAGAGUACGGCAGAAUCACCUCGAAGCCAGAGUUGUACACCGACAAGGAGUAUUGCAUCCGCAACCUCAUCAUCCGUGGUUCGAGGGUCAGGGGCACCAUGUUCGGGCAUGGCGGCAAGCACAAGAAAUCCGCGUGCGAUAAAUGCAUCAACAGCGGCCACCCCUGCGCCCACGUCAUCAAGGUCAACGACGAGUUCGGAAAACUCUUCGUCCCUCUACCUCGAGCUCUGAGGAAGGGGCAGAGCUGGGACGAGCUCGGGUACUGGGUCGUUGAGAAGUGA
Alternaria ethzedia is the source of this 1950-nucleotide messenger RNA. RefSeq lists its product as uncharacterized. Bases 1 to 1950 code for a protein of 649 amino acids. Gene Ontology annotation, molecular function: oxidoreductase activity. The record is from RefSeq and is a predicted model, not a curated record. Gene Ontology annotation, cellular component: cytoplasm; late endosome. Gene Ontology annotation, biological process: retrograde transport, endosome to Golgi. NCBI's taxonomy places the organism in Eukaryota, Fungi, Ascomycota, Dothideomycetes, Pleosporales, Pleosporaceae. The transcript has 5 exons.